CUCCUGCCUGCCCUGGACUCUUGGAGCAGGCAAACUAGCUCUCACUCACACUCACACUCACGCUCACGCCAGCUGGGACUGACAGGCUGACUGACUGACGUCCGACACUUUCCACAGCGACAAAAAAAUCAAAGGGCAAGCCAUUCUGGGAUUUAACGUGUCAAAACCUCGUCGGCUUUGCUGGUUUGUUUGUUUGUUUGUUUGUUGUGGUUGCAUUUUUGGGGUCUUUUUUGGCUUCUUUUUUGAAAUCUUCACGUCAUUGAACCAAAAAAAAACUAACUCAGGGUCUUUUUUUGGGCUUCGUUUUGCUUGUUGUUGUUAAAUUGUUUCCCCCUCUCUCUCUACUAUUUUGCCACCAUUGCUCGUUUUGCUGGAGGCUUUUGUCUGUGUGCUCCGUGUCUUAUGACGUGCUUCUCCGCUGAGGUGCCUCACUUUAGAUUUAGACACGUAAGAACUUUCAAGCGCAGGAAGAGACAACCGCCGGCGUGUAUUGCUGCGUUUCCUUCUAGGACACGUCGAGGACAACACCAACAACGCCGCAACCGUCCCCGCGCUCUCACACCACCGCCAGAGGUGACUUGGCUCCUGCUGGAAUGAAUAUAUCGGAGUCCAGUUACUGUCGAGAGGCCACCAGUUCCCAGCCGCCGCUGCCGCCGCGCCGGCCCGAGCGCUCGUGGGUGGCGGCCCACAGCCCCGUCGGCGCUGACCGCCACGGGCAGGGCUACGACCGCAGCCUGACCAGUAUCACCACCUCCACCGCCACCAUCACCACCGAGCUGGGGGCCCCUCCUCUGGGUACGGGGGCGCCACCACCAGGGGCCGACAGCAGGACCAGCAGCCCAGACUCCACGCGACCCCAUGGAGGCCCCACUUCCCUGGGUCUCGGGGAGGGCGGCAAGGUCGGCCCUGGAGCAGCAGGGGUCGGGGCUGGUGUAGGAGCAGCGGGGGGCGAGUCUCGCAUCCGUCGGCCCAUGAACGCCUUCAUGGUGUGGGCCAAGGACGAGCGCAAGAGGUUGGCCCUGCAGAACCCCGACCUGCACAACGCCGUGCUCAGCAAGAUGCUGGGCCAGUCGUGGAAGGCACUGAGCACCAUGGACAAGCGGCCCUUCGUGGAGGAGGCCGAGAGGCUGCGUCUGCAGCACAUGCAGGAUCACCCCAACUACAAGUACAGACCCCGCCGCAAGAAGCAGGCCAAGAAGAUGAAGCGCGUGGAGCCCAACCUGCUGCUCCACGGCCUGGGCCAGGGCAUGGGAGGAGGCCCCCUGGGGGCGGAUGGCUACCCCCAUCACUCCCACCACCCGCACCACCCCCACCACCACCACUCGCUGCUGGGCUUCCGGGAUCCUCACUCGGAGCUGGAGAGCUAUGGGCUGCCCACGCCCGAGAUGUCCCCGCUGGACGUGCUGGAGGAGGGCGGAGGGGGAGACGCCAGCGUGUUCUUCCCGCCGCACAUGCAGGAGGACGGAGGAGCCCUGGCGCCGUGGGUGAACUACCACCACCACCACCAGCACUCCUCCCACCACCAGCACCACUCCCACUCCCACUCCCACUCCCAGCAGCAGCACCAGCACCAGCACCAGCAGCAACAGCAUGUUCCACACCACGCCGCUGCUGGCACCGGCAACCCCCCUCUCCACCUCAGCCACAACGGCCACAACCACAACCACAACCCCCACGGGCCCAUGAGUCCACACAUGCACCCCACCCACCCUUCCUCCCACUCCCACUCCCCCGCACACCCCCAUCUUGGUCAGAAGUCUCCCCUGGCAUGCCGCCCGGGCCCGGUCCAGGAGUCCAAGUGCCUACCCCAGGAGACGUCUUCCACCACGAACGCUCACCCUCUCUCCACCCACGGCCACCCACACUACCCACCGACGGCAGCCUCCAUGGGGCUGUCCGAACCCACCAAAGCCCCUCUAAGCGGCAGCACCACCAGCUCCACCUCUGGCAGCCCGGUCGGAUACUAUAGCCAGCUGUACGGCAACACUCCCCAGGCAGCCUUCCCCUCACACCUGGGCCAGCUCUCACCACCUCCAGAGGCCCCCGCCGCAGCAGCCUCCGCUCCCCAGUCCCAAGCACCCCAGGCUGGCAUGGACUCUGUGGACCAGCUGGGUCCCUCCUCAGAGUUCUGGGGGGAGGUGGACCGGCAUGAGUUCGACCAGUACCUAAGCGCCAGCCGGACUCGUCUGGGGGAGGGGGUUUACGGUGGUCUAGUCCUACCCAAACACGGCGGUGGGAUGGUGAGGCACUCGUCGUGCGAGGACAGCAGUCCCCUCAUCUCUGCUCUGUCGGAUGCAAGCAGUGCUGUCUACUACAGUGCCUGCAUCACUGGAUAAACAAACACCAACGCACACUCACACAAAAUAUAUAGACAUACUCUUUUUCUUUUUUCCCUCGACCUGUCUUUAUAGGAUCUAUUUUUUCACUUUUCUGCAACUCUUUACAGUAGGAUUUUCUUCUUUUUUUAGCUCUUUCUCUCCCUACUUUUGAGUUCUCAUCACAAGCUAAAACCACUACAGUGCCUUGGUCACUGAUGAACAAUUUAGUUUUCCUUCUUUAUUUUCAUUGUCCACCACAGCACUCUUUUUUUCUCAGGCUCAGGUAAAUGUCUGCUACUAAUGCUAGCUCUCCCAUGCUAGCAGUCCUUAUCUCAACACAGUCCAGUUCAUCUGGCUAUUGUGUUUUAUCUCUCAAAGACUGCUUUAAACCACACAAGUAAAAUCCGAUUUUUAUGAUCUUUCUUUUCUCACCAAGAGAGACCACAGCGGCUAAAACUGCCUUUUCCUGUGGACUGGAAAGUUACAGAGGAGAUCGCUUUCCAAGUCCCUGGCUAGAUUUUUGGGUUGCCCAGCUCUGCUCUAUAAUCUACUUCAGGUUACUGUGGGUCUCAAGUGGCUUUUUGUCAGUCCAGUAAAUCAGUGUGCGAGUCCUACCGUGGGUCCAGUGGCAGAUAUUUUUUGUUUUUAAAUGUGAAUCUCUCUGACCAUAUGUGUUUAUGUGUGUGUCAUUUUUUAUUUCUUUCUUCGUUUGCUCUAAGUGUCUCAUAUCGCUGUGUAUAAUAUUUUUUUGUGUAUGAGAGACUUAAAUGUAUUCAAGAUAUUUGCACUGGGUACCCCCUGAAGCCACCCUGUUUGAAAUGUAUGUGAAACCACUGUCUGUUUGUCGUUUUUUAUUUUCUUCAUUAUGUCUCAUCUCAAAUUCGCUCCAUUGGGGAGUUAAAGUUUCAUCUCAGUAUUUUUUUUUCUCUCCCCGAGUAGUGAUAUAUGUCUUUUAAGAGGAGGAUAAGUAAACAUUUGUCUCUGUUCAUAAAGGAAUGUAAAUUAUUUCUUGUUUGUCAUAAACGUCUCUCAUGGCUUGGAUUUGGACUGGAGCAUUUGGUUUGUUUGUACAUGAAGAAUAUUUCUGAAGUCUCCAAGUCAGCUUUUGAGACAUAUGUCAGGACUGGUAAUAACAUCGGAGCUUUUGGUAAUAAUUAUCUUCAAAUAAAAAGAGUUUGCAAUAAAAAAAAUAUCUCUCUGAGCUAUUAAAUCAAAACAAUUAAAUUGAAAACACACAAUUGUAAAUAGCAUUUCAACAAAAUUCUUUCCCACACCACAGAUUGCAUGUGUUUAUGUUUGUCCCUAAAUGUUAUAUCUGUAAAUAUAUAUUCUGGGUUUUUUUUGUAAUGAAUGGAGACAUUUGUACAUGAUGUUCUUUUUUGGGGGUAUUUGAUAAAAUAAA
This is a messenger RNA of Engraulis encrasicolus (European anchovy), 3720 nucleotides long. RefSeq names its product SRY-box transcription factor 18 (gene sox18). The coding region runs from base 594 to 2336 and encodes 580 amino acids. Gene Ontology annotation, biological process: positive regulation of transcription by RNA polymerase II; angiogenesis; vasculogenesis. Gene Ontology annotation, molecular function: DNA-binding transcription factor activity, RNA polymerase II-specific; RNA polymerase II cis-regulatory region sequence-specific DNA binding. The transcript has 2 exons. NCBI's taxonomy places the organism in Eukaryota, Metazoa, Chordata, Actinopteri, Clupeiformes, Engraulidae. The record is from RefSeq and is a predicted model, not a curated record.